CGCAUUUUGAGUUUGCACUUGUCGCGACCAUGUCGAUGUCCAGCUUGAGCGCGUUCUUGGCCGCGUCCGGGGCGCUGGCGCCCGCGAGCUCGCCGGGCGACAGCGUCAUCUCGGAGCGCAAGACGAUCCUGUCGGCGUUCACGUCGCUCGACCUCCAGCUGCAGACGGACGCCAACGGCGACGUCGUUCUCAAGUCGUCGGCGCGGGACCUCCUCGCGCAGCGCAAGCACGAGAAGGCGCAGGAAGAGAUGCAUUUGCGCCAAGCCGCCUUGGCGAAAGAGCAAAAGCAGAACGCGCCGGUCAUCGAGUCGGCGUUUUCGCAGGCCGUCGGGGCGUUUGCGACCGAGAACGACGAGUACUUUACGCCCAAGGCCACGGCCGGCGGCAAGGCGAAAGGUCGCAACCAGUCGCGCCGGGCGCGCCAACGCAGCGAAAAGGAAAAGGAAAAGAGCGAAAACUACUCGGGCAAGGUCAAGACGCGCUCGACGAUGCAGGUCAAGCGCGCCGAGCGGAAAGAAAAGUACAAGCGCGUCUACUAGAGGCCUAUCUAAAUCGACUAAUUCUAUGCGUACGAGACUCCAUA
Saprolegnia diclina VS20 is the source of this 583-nucleotide messenger RNA. RefSeq lists its product as hypothetical. NCBI's taxonomy places the organism in Eukaryota, Oomycota, Saprolegniomycetes, Saprolegniales, Saprolegniaceae. Bases 30 to 539 code for a protein of 169 amino acids. The record is from RefSeq and is a predicted model, not a curated record. The transcript has a single exon.